AUGGCGAGCUCCGGUGGCGGCCCGGCGGCGGAUGGCAAGGGGACCACUCGGCUGGACCGACUUCUCACGCUAUUGGACACUGGUUCCACCCCCGCCACUCGCCGCAAUGCUGCGCAGCAAAUUGGGGAGCUGGCCGGGCUGCACAAAGAGGGCCUCCGUGCGCUUCUCGCGAAAAUCCACCGCUUUCUGCGUAGUAAGAAGUGGGACACGCGAGUAGCGGCCGGCCAGGCUGUGGGGGCCAUCGCUCAACACGUUCCCCAUGUUACUGUGGAGAGUUUGGAGAAAGCUGCCAAGCUAGAGCAUCCUGCGCGCAAUCUAGAUUCGGACACGCCUCAUGAUGGAGCAGCGGGGACGUUCGAAGGGCCGCCGGACAGUGGGCUGAUGCAAUUUUCGAGGUGGGAGUGUGUGGCGGCCUCGUUGGGUACGAUUGUCUGGGGAAGGGGAGAGAGGAGCAGUCUUCGACAUCUAGCGAGUACUGGAGCAUGGUGCGCUUCUCCUCUCGUCGGGCGGCCAGGAAUACGACUCGGCGCCGGUGGGGGGAUCCAUCCAGGAGCGGCUGGCCUAGCAGAGACAGAACCUGAAGCGCAGGCUGGGUCUGGAAGAAGCGGAGCGCUUCUUGGACGUGAAUCAAAUCUUUGA
Messenger RNA from Klebsormidium nitens, 639 nucleotides. The record is from the annotation of a GenBank genome assembly. Lineage: Eukaryota; Viridiplantae; Streptophyta; Klebsormidiophyceae; Klebsormidiales; Klebsormidiaceae.